Messenger RNA from Vombatus ursinus (common wombat), 8128 nucleotides. RefSeq names its product signal-induced proliferation-associated 1-like protein 1. Lineage: Eukaryota; Metazoa; Chordata; Mammalia; Diprotodontia; Vombatidae. Gene Ontology annotation, cellular component: cytoplasm. Gene Ontology annotation, molecular function: protein binding; GTPase activator activity. Gene Ontology annotation, biological process: regulation of small GTPase mediated signal transduction; activation of GTPase activity. The record is from RefSeq and is a predicted model, not a curated record. Bases 863 to 6229 code for a protein of 1788 amino acids. The transcript has 24 exons.
CCCCCUCCUCUCCUUUUCCCCUGCACUCCACUCUUCUCCCCUCCCUCUUUUUCCCAAUCUCUGCCUUGCUUAUUUUCCGCAGAGAACCCCAAGUAGGCGGUAGAGGAGCGUGUCAGUGGUGUGUGUGUGAGAGUGAGAGUGUGUGUGUGUGUGUGUGUGUGUGUGUAUGUGUGUGUGUGUGCGCGCUCAGUGUAGCCAGGAUUCCUCCUCCUCCUCCUCCUCUUCCUCCUCCUAAGAAGAGAGCUCGAGUGGAAACUGCUCCUGGACACCAUCUGCCUCUUCCGGGAGCUGGACAGGAGGGGAGGGGGGCGCGCAACUCAAAAGGGAUGUAUUUCCAUUUUUGAACUUCAUAUAAACGUGAGUCAGGAGUAACCUAAUUCUCAAGAUGUUUGUAACAGAAGUGUUUUAAAAAGGACUGCACAUACAGGUUUCAAGAAAAUAUUUCAAGUUGGACCCAAUAGGAAGAACUGCUCUAUGUCUGUGAGUUGAGAAAAGAUUAUGUACUUGUAAGAAGGUUAUUAUUGUCUAGAGUUCCAUGACUGUCGUGCCAUGAGAGCAUAGGAAAAAUGAUUGAAUUGUGGAAGCUGCUGAAUCUCUUGAUGUAAACUCCACUCAAGUUUUCUGGAGAAGAGCAACCUGUUAAAAUUUAGUACAGUAACUUUUAUGGAUUUUAAUAUAUUUGAAACCUGAAUCUUUAGUUUGCUGGUAGCAAGGCAUAAUUUUACCUCUUCAAAGAAAAUGAUCAAGGUCUCAUGCAACCAUUAUUUUUUCUGGAAACUAUUCUUCAGAAGGGAAGUAUACAUGUAAACAGAAGAGAUGAUCAUGCUUCCUGUAGUCAUUUAAGACUAAGCUCUUUUAAAUCAUGACCAGCUUGAAGCGGUCCCAGACUGAAAGACCUGUUGCCACUGAAAGAGCAUCAAUGGUUGGAACAGAUGGGAUUUCCAAGGUUCACACUGAUGACUUCUACAUGCGACGCUUCAGGUCGCAGAAUGGCAGUUUGGGUUCUUCUGUCAUGGCUCCUGUGGGCCCCCCUCGAAGUGAAGGUUCCCACCAUAUUACCUCCACUCCAGGGGUCCCAAAGAUGGGGGUUAGGGCAAGGAUUGCAGAUUGGCCACCAAGGAAGGACAAUGUUAAAGAAUCUAGCCGUUCAAGUCAAGAAAUGGAGACAUCAAGCUGCCUUGACAGCAUGUCCUCCAAAGGCAGUCCUGGAAGUCAAGGUAGUUCAGUUAACCUCAACUCCAGUGACUCUGCCAUGUUGAAAAGCAUACAGAACACUCUUAAAAGCAAAACAAGACAAUCGGAGAACAUGGAUUCCAGAUUUCUCAUGCCUGAAGCUUAUCCUAGCUCCCCUAGGAAAGCCCUUCGCAGAAUAAGACAACGUAGUAACAGUGAUAUUACUAUAAGUGAACUUGAUGUGGACAGCUUUGAUGAAUGUAUUUCACCCACAUACAAAACUGGUCCAUCACUGCACAGGGAAUAUGGUAGCACAUCAUCAAUAGAUAAGCAAGGGACUUCAGGAGAAAGUUUUUUUGAUUUGUUGAAGGGGUACAAGGAAGACAAAUCUGAUCAGAGAGGCCCAACUCCAACAAAACUGAGUGAAUUUUUGAUAGCCAGUGGAAGCAAGGGUUCUGGCUUUUCUCUGGAUGUGAUAGAUGGACCGAUCACGCAGAGAGAGAACCUUAGACUUUUUAAGGAAAGGGAGAAACCACUUAAGAGACGCUCUAAGUCAGAGACAGGGGACUCAUCCAUUUUUCGUAAGUUGCGUAAUGCCAAAUGUGAAGGGGAACUUGGAAAAUCAUCAGACCUCGAAGACAACCGAUCAGAGGACUCUGUCAGGCCUUGGACUUGUCCAAAGUGUUUUGGUCACUAUGAUGUCCAGAGUAUAUUGUUUGACUUGAACGAGGCAAUUAUAAACAGGCACAACGUUAUAAAAAGGAGAAAUACGACCACAGGAGCAUCCGCAGCUGCUGUUGCUUCUUUAGUUUCUGGACCUUUAUCUCACUCUGCAAGUUUCAGUUCGCCUAUGGGCAGUACUGAGGACUUGAAUUCUAAAGGAAGCCUCAGCAUGGACCAAGGAGAUGAUAAGAGUAAUGACCUUGUAAUGAGCUGUCCAUACUUUCGAAAUGAGAUUGGUGGAGAAGGAGAAAGGAAGAUCAGUUUAUCCAAAUCAAAUUCUGGUUCCUUCAGUAGUGAAAGUGCCUCAUUUGAAUCUACUCUUAGCUCUCAUUGCACAAAUGCAGGAGUGGCUGUACUUGAAGUGCCCAAGGAAAAUUUGGUAUUGCAUUUAGAUAGAAUAAAGAGAUACAUUGUGGAACAUGUGGAUCUUGGCGCAUACUAUUAUAGGAAAUUUUUUUAUCAGAAGGAACACUGGAACUAUUUUGGAGCAGAUGAGAACCUGGGCCCUGUGGCUGUGAGCAUUCGAAGAGAAAAGCCAGAAGAACUGAAAGAAAAUGGACCACCAUACAACUAUCGAAUAAUCUUCAGAACUAGUGAGCUCCUGACAUUAAGAGGUGCUGUUCUAGAAGACGCCAUCCCUUCAACUGCAAAGCAUUGUACGGCUCGAGGACUGCCCUUGAAGGAAGUAUUGGAGCAUGUGAUUCCUGAGCUCAACGUUCAGUGUCUCAGGUUGGCCUUUAACACCCCCAAGGUCACGGAACAGCUCAUGAAACUAGAUGAGCAAGGGUUAAGCUAUCAGUUGAAAGUGGGAAUCAUGUAUUGUAAAUCUGGACAGAGCACCGAAGAAGAGAUGUACAACAACGAGUCGGCGGGUCCUGCGUUUGAGGAAUUCCUCCAGCUCUUAGGAGAACGAGUUCGUCUCAAGGGAUUCGAGAAGUAUCGUGCUCAACUUGAUACCAAAACUGAUUCAACUGGUACCCAUUCUCUUUAUACAACAUACAAAGACUAUGAAAUCAUGUUCCACGUAUCUACUCUGCUGCCAUAUACACCUAACAACAAGCAACAGCUCCUACGGAAGAGGCACAUUGGAAAUGAUAUUGUAACGAUCGUUUUCCAAGAACCUGGAGCCCAGCCCUUCAGCCCAAAGAACAUUCGUUCUCACUUCCAGCAUGUUUUUGUCAUUGUCCGAGUUCACAAUCCCUGCACUGACAGUGUCUGUUACAGUGUGGCUGUAACCAGAUCCAGAGAUGUGCCGUCCUUUGGGCCACCAAUCCCCAAAGGAGUCACUUUCCCUAAGUCAAAUGUGUUCAGGGACUUCCUUUUGGCCAAAGUUAUUAAUGCGGAGAACGCUGCUCAUAAGUCUGAGAAGUUCCGUGCCAUGGCUACCCGGACCCGACAGGAGUACCUAAAAGAUCUAGCAGAGAAGAAUGUAACCAAUACUCCCAUUGAUCCUUCCGGCAAAUUCCCCUUCAUCUCUCUUGCCUCUAAGAAAAAAGAGAAAUCCAAGCCUUAUCCUGGAGCAGAGUUCAGUAGCAUGGGUGCCAUUGUGUGGAGUGUCCAUGCCAAAGACUACAAUAAGGCUAUGGAGAUAGACUGCCUUCUGGGCAUCUCUAAUGAGUUUAUAGUCCUCAUUGAGCAAGAAACAAAGAGUGUGGUAUUCAAUUGUUCCUGCAGGGAUGUAAUAGGCUGGACUUCAACUGACACCAGCAUCAAAAUCUUCUAUGAGAGAGGGGAAUGCGUUUCUGUGGAGAGCUUCAACAACAACAGUGAGGAUGUCAAAGAGAUUGUCAAAAGGUUACAGUUUGUGACUAAAGGAUGUGAGUCAGUGGAGAUGACUUUGCGGAGAAAUGGGCUCGGACAACUUGGCUUCCAUGUCAACUAUGAGGGUAUUGUGGCAGAUGUAGAACCCUAUGGCUAUGCCUGGCAGGCAGGACUGAGGCAAGGCAGCCGCUUGGUGGAAAUCUGUAAAGUGGCCGUUGCCACCCUGAGCCAUGAACAAAUGAUUGACCUUCUGAGAACAUCAGUCACAGUGAAGGUGGUCAUUAUACCACCCCAUGAUGACUGCACCCCGAGAAGGAGCUGCUCUGAAACAUACCGCAUGCCAGUGAUGGACUACAAAAUGAAUGAAGGGGUUUCCUAUGAGUUCAAAUUCCCCUUCAGAAAUAACAACAAAUGGCAGAGAAAUGCCAACAAGGGGCAAGGACCUCAUGGGUCCCAAGUACCCUCCCAGGUCCAGAGUCCGGUGAUUUCUCGAAUGGGUACUGGAAAAGGAGAUGGGAAGAUGCAACCUCCAGAACGAGCUGCCAAUAUUCCUCGUAGCAUUUCUAGUGAUGGCCGCCCCUUGGAACGGAGGUUGUCUCCUGGUUCUGACAUCUAUGUGACAGUUUCAUCCAUUGCUUUAGCGAGAUCACAGCAAUGUCGUAAUUCCCCUAGUAACCUGUCUUCAUCUAGUGAGACUGGCUCUGGUGGGGGCACUUACAGACAAAAAUCCAUGCCUGAAGGGUUUGGGAUGAGCCGAAGAUCCCCAGCCUCCAUUGACCGGCAGAACACUCAGACGGACAUCAGUGGCAGUGGGAAAGCCACACCCAGCUGGCAGAGAAGUGAGGAGAGCAUUGCUGACCAGAUGGAGCCAACAUGCCACCUCCCAGCUGUAUCAAAGGUGUUGCCAUCUUUCCGAGAGAGUCCUAGUGGGAGAUUAAUGCGGCAGGAUCCUGUGGUUCACUUGUCACCAAACAAACAAGGGCAUUCUGAUAGUCAUUAUUCAAGCCACUCCAGCAGCAAUACCCUCUCCAGCAAUGCAUCGAGUGCGCACAGUGAUGAGAAGUGGUAUGAAGGCGAUCGCACCGAGUCGGAGCUCAAUAGCUUCAACUAUCUUCAAGGCACCUCUGCAGAUAGCGGCAUAGACACCACGUCAUAUGGCCCCAGCCAUGGCAGUACAGCGUCUCUGGGGGCUGCUACGUCAUCGCCACGCUCAGGACCUGGAAAGGAAAAGGUGGCACCGCUGUGGCAUAGCUCCAGUGAAGUUGUCUCCAUGGCAGACAGGACCUUAGAAAAAGAGAGUCACGGAGUGGACCGGAAGACAGAGUCGUCACUGAGCCUGGAUAUCCACAGCAAGAGCCAGCCCACCUCUAAUCCUUUAACAAGGGAGAACAGUACUUUUAGUAUUAAUGACGCUGCUUCUCACACAAGUACCAUGAGCUCACGACACUCUGCCAGUCCAGUUGUUUUCACCAGUGCCAGAAGUUCACCCAAAGAAGAGCUUCAUUCUGCCACUUCCCCGCAACUUGCACCUUCUUUCUCCUCCUCCUCUUCCUCCUCUUCUGGUCCUAGGACUUUCUACCCUCGGCAGGGUGCUACUAGCAAGUACCUGAUUGGAUGGAAAAAACCUGAAGGGACAAUAAACUCUGUGGGGUUUAUGGAUACAAGAAAACGCCACCAGAGUGAUGGCAAUGAAAUAGCCCACACCAGAUUGCGUGCCUCUGCCAGGGACCUCCGGGCAUCUCCAAAGCAAACAUCUAAGUCAACGAUUGAGGAGGAUCUGAAAAAACUAAUCGACUUUGAAAGCCCAACUCCUGAGUCACAGAAAAAUUUUAAGUUCCAUGGACUUUCCUCUCCACAGUCUCCUUUCCCUUCCACUCCUACCACACGACGAACCUUACACAGAACGUUGUCAGAUGAAAGUAUUUACAGCGGUCAAAGAGAGCACUACUUCACCUCAAGGACUUCCAUUUUGGAUCAAGCCUUGCCCAAUGAUGUCCUCUUCAGCAGCACAUAUCCUUCCCUCCCAAAGUCUCUACCUUUGCGGAGGCCAUCGUAUACAUUAGGAAUGAAAUCAUUACAUGGAGAGUUUUCAGCCUCAGACAGCUCCCUCACCGAUAUUCAGGAGCCAAGAAGGCAGCCUAUGCCUGACCCGGGUCUCAUGCCCCUGCCAGACUCUGCUUCUGACCUGGAUUGGUCAAACUUGGUAGAUGCUGCCAAGGCUUUUGAGGUCCAGCGAGCCUCGUUCUUUGCUGCUAGUGAUGAAAACCACCGACCCCUGAGUGCUGCCUCCAACAGCGACCAUCUAGAGGACCAAGUCAUGGCCCAGAUGAAGUCCUACGGAAGCAGUAAAGAUUCUUCUCCUACACUGGCUUCUAAAGUGGACCAAUUGGAAGGUAUGCUGAAAAUGCUUCAAGAAGAUUUGAAGAAGGAAAAAGAAGACAAAGCCCAUCUUCAGGCUGAAGUCCAGCAUCUUCGGGAAGACAACUUGCGUUUACAGGAGGAGUCCCAGACUGCAUCGGACAAGCUGAAAAAAUUUACUGAAUGGGUCUUCAACACGAUUGAUAUGAGCUAAAGACUGAUAAAACAUUCAGGUGGGGAAGGGAAGGUGUGGAAAGGGACCAAGAGGGAAUGUUUCCUUUCUCCUGAGACUGCUUUAAUGCCCCGUAUCAUGUUAUUGAGAGCAUCUUCAGAGCACUUUCCCCACCUUCCUUAUAGAUAUCCCCUUUUUUUGUGAGUGCACAAACAGAACAAUUGCAGAUCAACAAUCAACGUCUGCCUUUUGUAGAAAAACAAAAACAAAAAAAUAAUUAAAUAAAAAAUUUAAAAAGUAAAAUAAAAGUUUAACUGCUAAAAUGUGAAUGUCUUUAUUUUUUUGCACAGUAUCUUUCUCUGUAAUGUAUAAAGAAAAAAAAGUGGGGAUUAGACUAGAAGCACCUAGUCCAUCUGCCUCAUUUACUUCCCAUCAGCUCUUUCCUUUCUGUUUCAGGUAAUCCAAGCUUUUUCUGCUCUCCUGGCAAAUAGGAUGAUUACUAGAAAACUAGUACAUGUUUAUUUUGGAUUGUUUAUUGGGGGGUAGAGUUGGGGCCGUGAGAGGUCUAUGUUCCUUACAUUCUUUGCUGAAGUGACUAGAGAUGAGGAGCUUAUCUCCCUUGAAUGCAUGAGUAAAUGCUGUUUUUCCCUGUGUUACCCAGAGCAACAGAAAUAGGCCAGGGAACAGAGGCUUAAGACCAUGGGGGGGGGGGCAUGUUAUUCAUGAUCUUUUCCACAUCCCACAUUACUGCGUGACUUGUCAUCUGUGGUUUCCUGUGGAUACACUUCCACCUGCUUUCCACAGGGCAAAUAUAUUUCUUAAGUGAAAUCUUAAGCAAGAAUUGACCUCUAAUAACCCUCCUGGCUGUAAACAUACAGUUAUUUAAAAUUCCUUCACACCUCCUCCGUUGAAUGACCCAUCCCAACAACUUCAGACUCUCUCUUUUAUGUAAUCAAAAAGCGAUGGUCCCUCUGUAUGGAUUUUCUUUAGUGGGGUAUAAGGGAAAAGAUUCAUGAUACCAAAAGCUGACUGAUUAAUGCUGAUUAAAAGUACCCAGAGAAGAUUUAGGUGUUAGUCUUUGCUAGGGGACAGUUAGGAAAAUCGUGAUAAAAUUAAAUUAUAAAACGGUAAAGAGCUGUUGCUUACCUUUUGAAUGCACAAUAUUUCCAUGCUUGACGAUAUGUCUAGAAUUGGCUUUUCCCCAAAGUGACAUCAAAACAUGGGAUUUUCCAAAUUGAGGCCAUCAAAGCAUUUUCUCUGAAGAAAUGAUUGAUUUGCCAUUUAAGUUCAAAAAGCCCAAACGGUUUGGUUAUGACAGGACACAAUGGGCCCCAAUACUACUCUAAACCAUGGUUAACCCUCUGGAAGGAAAGCAACUCAAGCCUUUACCUCUGAGCCUUCAUAAUCACAAAAUUUGUCAUCAUCCCUGUAAUUGAGCAAUUGACCUACAACAAUUGUUCAUCAUUUUGAUGUCUUUCAGAUUUUCUCUCAUAUAGUUUAAAAAUAAUUUAUCUCUCCCCCGACCCCCAGAGAAGCCAUAUACAUUCAUAUUCUCUUUCUUCCUCAAAUUUUUAGCUAAAAUCUCACUCCAUGUUGUCAUUUCCUUAUCCCCUCAUGAAAUCCUUUUCUAAUAAUACUUGCAUUAUGGGAAAAGGAAGAUUUCCAAGUUAUUUUGUAAAGAUUGUGACUCUUUCUCUUUGAUUUGUAUGAAGGAGGUUUGUACAGUGCCUGAUAUUAUUUGUAAAUGGGAUAUAUUGCUAACAUCCAAGCAUUCUGAAGCCUUGCUUAUCCUAAGUUUGUUCUUUAUUUUGUUUUAAAUUUUGUUUUGGGACUUGGGGCAGACUAUUUAUUAGAGUUUUGCAACAGAAUUCUUGUAUGAAGCCUCUAAAGGCUACUUGUAAAAUUCAGACAAUAAAACUGACUUUAAAGGCUCUUCUAAAA